GAAGAGAGCGAGGGAGGGAGAGAAGAGGAGGAGGGGAACGACACAGACGGGGGAGAAUUCUUCUGUGAGGAAUUCGCUUUUUAAUGAGAAAGCGGAUCGCCGCGGCGCACUGAAGAGACGCAGGCAGCGUAGAAAGAAAAGGGUAGACCCCAAACAAUAAAAUAAAAAUAAAAAACAAGAAGGCGAAAGCAGAGCGCGGACGGGGGGCAAACGCGACAAGCAGGAGAUAAGGGGAUUACAAACACCCGUAACUGAGAAAUAAAGAACUAAACAGGCGAUUUGAUGGUGUCUCCACACAGAAGUCAUCUAACGGACCGUAUCGAGGGGAGGAAUUUAAAUGCGCUCGGAUAAACCAUGCACAAUCUGUGGCUUCUAACUUUGGCGUUCAGUUUUCACAAAGUGUGGACGGCGAGGUUCUCCCAGGAGCCUGCGGACCAGUCUGUGGUGCUGGGGGAGAGGGCGGUCCUCUCCUGCGUGGUCUUUAACUACUCUGGCAUCGUGCAGUGGACCAAGGAUGGGCUGGCACUGGGCAUCGGAGAGGAUCUCCGCGCCUGGCCCAGGUACCGCGUGUUGCGUAGAGUGGAAGCAGGGCAGUAUAACCUGGAGAUUUCUUCAGCCGAGCUUUCAGACGACUCCCUGUACGAGUGCCAAGCUACAGAGGCAGCGCUGCGCUCUCGAAGAGCCAAGCUCACCGUCCUCAUUCCUCCAGAUGAGCCGGUGAUAGACGGGGGUCCUCAGAUCCUGCUGACGGCCCAGGUCCCCUAUAACCUGAGCUGUGUGUCCCGCGGAGCCAAGCCUCCCGCCACCAUCGAGUGGCUCAAAGAUGGAGUACCACAGGAGGGUGCCUUCAGCGUCACUGAGGUCUUGGCAGACAGGAAGAGAGUGACGACGCGUAGCUUCCUUCCUGUCCUGCCUGUGGACACAGACACAGGCCGCAACUUCACCUGUGUCACCAGUAACCUGGCCAUACCUACGGGCAAGCGCACCACAGUGUCUCUCAAUGUGCACCACCCCCCCACGGUGACACUGUCCAUUGAGCCUCGCUCUGUGCUGGAGGGGGAGAGGGUCACCUUCACCUGCCAGGCCAACGCCAACCCCCCCAUCAUGGGCUACAGGUGGGCGAAGGGGGGCGUGCUGCUGGAGGGGGCGAGGGAGAGCGUCUUCAUGACGACGGCGGAUCACUCCUUCUUCACGGAGCCCGUCUCCUGCCAGGUGUUCAACGCCGUGGGCAGCACCAACGUCAGCAUCCUGGUGGAUGUGCACUUUGGUCCAGUCCUAGUGGUGGAGCCCCGCCCCCUCACUGUAGACAUCGAUUCUGACGUCACACUCAACUGCAAGUGGGCUGGUAACCCCCCCCUCACCCUGACCUGGACCAAAAAGGGCUCUAACAUGGUACUCAGUAAUAAUAAUCAGCUCUACCUGAAGUCGGUGAGCCAGGCGGACGCCGGUCAGUACGUGUGCAAAGCCAUCGUCCCACGCAUCGGCGUCGGGGAAACGGAGGUCACGCUCACCGUGAACGGUCCGCCGAUUAUCUCCAGCGAUUCGGUCCAGUACGCCGUCAGAGGGGAGAGAGGGGAGGUCAAGUGCUACAUCGCCAGCACCCCUCCCCCGGACAAGAUCGUGUGGGCGUGGAAGGAGAACGUGUGGGAGAAGGAGAAGGGCACGCUGCUGGAGAGGUACACGGUGGAGCAGAGCAAGCCGCACUCGCAGGGAGGAGCCGUGCUCUCCACCCUCACCAUCAACAACGUGAUGGAGUCCGACUUCCACUCGCCCUACAACUGCACCGCCUGGAACGCCUUCGGGCCCGGAACCAUGAUCAUCACCCUGGAGGAGACCGAGAUUGUGCCGGUGGGGAUUAUCGCGGGCAGCACUGUGGGCUCCUCCAUCCUCCUGCUGCUCUGUCUGCUGGCUCUGGCACUCUUCCUGUACCGCCAACGCAAAGGCAGUCGACGGGGGGUGACCCUGGGGAAGCCGGACAUCAAGGUGGAGACGGUCAACAAGGAGACGCACAACCUGGAGGACGACGCCUCCACCGUCUCCACGGCGACGCGCAUGGUCAAGGCCAUGUAUUCUUUUUUGCCCUCUGUUUCCCUCUCUCCUUCCACUCAGCCCUUCAAGGACGACAUGGAGCUCAAGCAGGAUCUCCGCAGCGACACACUGGACACGCGCGAGGAGUACGACCUCAAGGACCCCACUAACGGCUACUACAAUGUCCGCGCCACCACCCACGAAGACGCCCGGCCCUCCUCCCGCUCGAUGCUCUACCCGGACUACCGAACGACCAACCCCGCGGGCACCGCGGGCGGGGCAGGGGGCGGGGCCGGGGUGGGAGCGAGCGCGGCGGCCGCCGGGGGCGGAGCCGGAGGCGGGGCGAGGGGGGGCUGCUUCGACCCCCGCCCCCCGUCCCGGCUGUCGCACAGCAGCUACGCCCAGUUCAACACCUUCACGCGGGCGGGGCAGCCCCAGCAGGCCCCGCCCAACCCCGCCGCUCAGACCGCCGAGUUCCCGGGGGACUGCGGCCUGCUGGAUUCCUCCGCCCAGCUGGCCUACGACAGCUACGGCCCCACGCACUACCCCUACCGCCUGGGCUUCGCCCCGCCCAUGGAGGGCGGCCCGUCCUACGAAAUGUACGGGGCCGGGGCGGGGUCAGAGACUGUGCUGGGGAAGUACGGGACCUCCGCCCGCUUCUCCUACACCUCACCGCCCACCGACUACACCCACAGGCACACACAGAGAAUGCAGACCCACGUGUGAGAGGCACCUACACACACACACACACACACACAAACACACACACACACCCUAUAC
Messenger RNA from Anguilla anguilla (European eel), 2808 nucleotides. Its product is annotated as kin of IRRE-like protein 1. Bases 355 to 2754 code for a protein of 799 amino acids. Gene Ontology annotation, cellular component: cell-cell junction. Gene Ontology annotation, biological process: cell-cell adhesion. Lineage: Eukaryota; Metazoa; Chordata; Actinopteri; Anguilliformes; Anguillidae. Gene Ontology annotation, molecular function: cell adhesion molecule binding. The transcript has 16 exons. The record is from RefSeq and is a predicted model, not a curated record.